Molecule: messenger RNA, 1149 nt
Organism: Penicillium pulvis
Lineage: Eukaryota; Fungi; Ascomycota; Eurotiomycetes; Eurotiales; Aspergillaceae
Product: Gfo/Idh/MocA family protein
Exons: 3
Coding region: 1-1149 (382 amino acids)
Molecular function (GO): nucleotide binding
Source: RefSeq, a predicted model, not a curated record
AUGUCCCCUCCCCUCCGCACUGCCAUAAUUGGCCUCUCCUCAGGAGCAACAACCAACUGGGCCGCAGCCGCCCACCUCCCUUCCCUCCUCUCCCCAAGCGGUAAGGCUGUCUUCACCAUCAACGCUUUAUGUAACAGCAGCGCCACCGCAGCAUCCAAUGCCAUCGAAACUUACAAUCUUGAUUUCUCAACCGUAAAACCAUACGGCGAUCCUGCCUCCCUCGCAGCGGACCCUGCCAUUGACCUCGUCCUUUGCAACACCCGGGUCGAUAAGCACCACGAAACAGUCCUACCUAGCCUCCUGGCUGGAAAAGAUGUAUACAUCGAGUGGCCAAUCGCAUCGAACAAAAGUGAGAUAGAUGAGUUGAUUGCUGCCGCCACACAAGGUGGGGCCCGCGUGGCAGUAGGAUUACAAGGACGAUUUGCGCCGCCGGUAGUACGAGUCAAAGAGAUACUCGCAUCGGGAAGAAUUGGCAAGCUUCUUAGUAGUGAAGUAAGAAUUUUUGGAGGCACAAGAGAUCGAGAAAUCUUGCCGGUGGGAUUAAAGUAUUUUGCCGAGAGGAAUAUCGGCGGGAAUCCCAUUACGAUUGGAUUCGGACAUGUCAUCGACUAUGUCCAAUCCGUCGUGGGUGAUAUCAUCCCCGGAACGGACCAUGUGCACCUCCAGAUCCAGCGUCCAGACAUCCGCGUUCGAGAUCCCCAAACGAACGCAAUUAUUGACUCGAUUCGCUCCGACGUCCCUGACUUACUGAGUCUGCAUGGAUCCCUACCUGAAUCCUCUCAUGUACGUGCUAACGCUAGUCUGAUCGCGUAUUUCCAUCGUGGUCAGCCUUACCCUGGUGAUCCGUCAUUGUCGUGGACCUUGACCGGAGAAACGGGCACGAUUCGAUUGACCGCGCCUGCUGGUAUCUCGCUGCAAGCCGACGCAUACGCCGAGCCGGUGACUAUCGCAGUGCACCAGUUUGACACGGACAAGUUGGAUCAGGUCUCGUGGGAUUGGUCAGAAAGGCAGGUGCAAGUGCCUGUUCCAGCGCGAUCAGUACUGCAUUCCUUAAUUAGUUUUGGCAAUAAGGAUGAGUCGGGGUAUGUAUCUCUGGAGGACGCAGCGAGGAGAGCCGAGCAGAUUGAGGGUUGGUUAAAGGACUGGUGA